GGACUGCUGGAAGAAAAUCAUUAACCUCGCCCUCUUGCAUCAAGACCGAAGAAAAGUGAAAGUUUAGCCACAACUUCUCAGCUUCUUCUGAUCUGAGCACUUCCUUGCAUCAAGACCGAAGAAAAGUAAAAGUUUAGCCAGAACCUCUCAGCUUCUUCUGAUCUGAGCACUUAAAUGUUUUGUGCUGCUUGACAAAAUGCAUCUUUCCAAGUUCAUUUCACGUCCAUGUUUUGAGUCCUCAGGAACACCCUCUUCCACUGAUCAUCAUGGUGAUGAAGUGGAUACAACUGGGGGAAGCAGGACCUUUGCAAAUAUAAUUCGUGACCGUGUGAGGUCGGUUGGUCUCUCAGACUCAAUAAAAUUUAAGGCUAAGAAAAUUAAAGAAGGUGGGAAGAAGAAUAUUUUCAAGCAGAAAUUUGAGGUCAGAGAAGGGGAAAAGCUAUUAAAGGCAUCGCAUUGCUGUUUAUCAACUGAAGCUGGUCCUGUUGCCGGACUUCUCUUUAUUUCCACUGAAAAGGUUGCAUUCUGCAGUCAGAGAUCAGUUACCUUCAAAUCUCCAGAUGAGCUGCUCGAAGAAACAGAUCGAAAGAUUGAGAUACCAAUAAGGAACAUUAGAGGGGUCGACCUGAACGAGUCACAAAAGAAGAAAAUGACCAUAAUCAUAGAAGAUAGUUCUGAAUUCCUGUUUAUGGACUUUUUGCGUUACGACAAAGCUCGUCAGAACUUAGAGCAAGCAAUUCUAUGGCAAAGUUGCCAAGCAGAAGGAAGCUGAUCUCGAAAUUAGACAGGUAUUGUGCUGAUUGAGCUGAGGCCAAAAGAAAAGGCUCGGUUGUUAGACAAAAUUCUUAUGCUCUGACUGUGUGUAGUCCACUUUUUUAUGCACUUGCUUGUAUAGUUUAGAGCAAAUAAAGAGAAAGUUAUCUUUCAAUGUAUGAUUAAAAAAAUGUAAAAAAUGAGCUAUUAUUAAGGGAUUUCGAGCACUUUUCCCUUUUAUAAGGAAGAUUGAAAGGGGAUAGCAGAAAUUAAGAACAAUUUUACAGGGAUAAUCGAUCAUGGCUUUUGCCAAAGCUUGCAUCGUGUGUUUACCACGAAAAAGCGUGUUGAACUUUCCAAGUAGGGAAAAGUCAUUAAACAUUGUAUUUUGUUUUCCGUCCUUGUAGGUCAUUUGAACAGGACCAAAAUGUCUUAAUUCUAUGUGCAUUCAAUUAGAUAGAAA
This is a messenger RNA of Populus nigra (black poplar), 1216 nucleotides long. Its product is annotated as putative GEM-like protein 8. The record is from RefSeq and is a predicted model, not a curated record. The coding region runs from base 197 to 772 and encodes 191 amino acids. NCBI's taxonomy places the organism in Eukaryota, Viridiplantae, Streptophyta, Magnoliopsida, Malpighiales, Salicaceae. The transcript is spliced from 4 exons.